Molecule: messenger RNA, 1613 nt
Organism: Camponotus floridanus (Florida carpenter ant)
Lineage: Eukaryota; Metazoa; Arthropoda; Insecta; Hymenoptera; Formicidae
Gene: Hiscl1
Product: glycine receptor subunit alpha-3
Exons: 9
Coding region: 205-1488 (427 amino acids)
Biological process (GO): regulation of membrane potential; chloride transmembrane transport; chemical synaptic transmission
Cellular component (GO): neuron projection; synapse; membrane
Molecular function (GO): extracellular ligand-gated monoatomic ion channel activity; chloride channel activity; transmembrane signaling receptor activity
Source: RefSeq, a predicted model, not a curated record
UGUCCUCGUAAAUUCAGGGUACCUAUUAGGAAGCUUCAGCUUGCUCGUUCGCGCUCGUUCUCACUUCCGGAUUAUCUCGAAAAAAUCUCGCUUCUUCUCUGCUUUCUCUUUUUCUUUCUUUUAGAAGUGACGUCUUUUUCUUUUUCCUUUCUCUUUCGUCUCUUUUUCGACUGAAAAAUGCGUUAAAGCACAGCGAAUACAUCCAUGGAGGAGAUACAUGAAGGCGAGAUGUCUUCCGUGACGCUCUCGUCCAUCUUGCUCCUUCUACUUUUCGGUCGCGUCGCGAAUGCCCAGAAAAGUUUAGAAUUUUUCGAUCUCCUGCCGGAAGAUCCUAAAUUAUAUGAUAAAAUGCGACCUCCCAAGAAGGAUGGUCAGGCAACCGUUGUACAUUUUCAUGUUACUGUGAUGGGACUCGAUUCCAUCGACGAAAAUUCAAUGACGUACGCCGCCGAUAUUUUCUUUGCCCAAACGUGGAAAGACAAUAGACUCAGACUUCCAGAAAAUAUGACAUCCGAAUAUAGAUUAUUAGAAGUUGAUUGGCUGAAAAAUAUGUGGCGGCCGGAUUCCUUUUUUAAGAACGCAAAAUCGGUGACUUUUCAAACAAUGACGAUACCAAAUCAUUAUCUAUGGCUGUAUAAGGAUAAAACUAUACUUUACAUGGUGAAAUUGACCCUAAAACUUUCUUGCGCCAUGAACUUUUUGAUCUAUCCUCACGAUACGCAAGAAUGUAAACUGCAAAUGGAAAGUCUAUCGCACACAACGGAUGAAAUGAUCUUUCAAUGGGAUCCUGAUGUUCCCCUCGUUGUAGAUGAGAAUAUUGAAUUACCUCAGUUACAGCUCGUUAAAAAUUAUACAGCUGACUGCACGCAAGUUUAUUCCACUGGUAACUUCACGUGUCUCGAGGUUGUGUUUGUGCUAAAAAGACGUCUUGGCUAUUACUUGUUUCAUACUUAUGUGCCAACGUGCUUGAUCGUCAUCAUGUCGUGGGUGUCGUUCUGGAUAAAGCCCGAAGCCGCGCCUGCCAGGGUUACUCUGGGUGUCACCUCGCUGCUCACCCUGUCCACGCAACACGCCAAAAGUCAAGCCUCGUUGCCACCCGUCUCGUAUUUGAAGGCCGUCGAUGCCUUCAUGUCGGUUUGCACAGUGUUCGUCUUUAUGGCCCUGAUGGAGUAUUGUCUGGUGAAUAUUGUUCUCGGCGACUCGGAUGCAUCGACAGCUAAACCCGCGCCACCGCCACCGCCACCAUCCUCGAGCACCGCAGAUUCGGCUAAGCUCGACAAGAUUUUUGACAUCGCAGCCAAGGAAAACGCAAUGUUGUUAUCCUGCCGAUCGCAGAAAUCACCAGCUGGCCCACCGUCCGGACCCACCCCGGCCCAAAGGGCGCGAAUACGAGCGCUGAACAUUGAUCGUUUUUCGCGUGUUUUCUUCCCCUUUCUGUUCACCGUGUUGAACGUCACCUAUUGGAUAAUGUUUGCUGAAUAUAUUUAGAUUAUGGUACUGCAAAUUCUCACGGAAGAUUGCAUUACUACUUCGAAUAAGUAGCGCAAGAGGAGAGAAACAGAUAGUCCAGCAAUGAAACUGGAAGAAUUUGAAGCGCGCUAAAAAAGAUAAAG